AAUUUUCGUCUCUUUGCGCAGAAGAAGCAGGCGGGGCGAGAAAUCUCAUUUGCUUCUUCUCCGCCCGACCUCAGAAGAAGAAGAAGAAAUCCCAGAAACCCUAACUCAGCGGCAGGCAUGGGCCAGGGAACGCCCGGUGGGAUGAACAAGCAAGGCCUCCCCGGCGACCGGAAGCACGACGGCGACAAGAAGGACAAGAAGUUCGAGCCGGCGGCGCCGCCGUCCCGCGUCGGCCGGAAGCAGCGCAAGCAGAAGGGACCCGAGGCCGCUGCCCGCCUCCCCACCGUCACUCCGCUUACCAAGUGCCGCCUCCGACUUCUCAAGCUCGAGCGCAUCAAGGACUACCUCCUCAUGGAGGAGGAGUUCGUCGCCAACCAGGAGCGCCUCCGCCCUCACGAGGACAAGAACGAGGAGGACCGCUCCAAGGUCGACGACCUCCGCGGAUCGCCCAUGAGCGUCGGCAACCUUGAGGAGCUCAUUGACGAGAACCACGCAAUCGUCUCUUCCUCGGUUGGGCCUGAGUACUACGUCAGCAUCCUCUCCUUCGUCGACAAGGACCAGCUUGAGCCCGGAUGCGCAAUACUUAUGCACAACAAGGUCCUCUCUGUUGUUGGGCUUCUGCAAGAUGAAGUUGAUCCUAUGGUUUCUGUGAUGAAAGUUGAAAAAGCUCCUUUGGAGUCUUAUGCUGAUAUUGGUGGUUUAGAUGCCCAGAUUCAAGAAAUCAAAGAAGCAGUUGAACUUCCUCUGACCCAUCCUGAGCUGUAUGAAGACAUUGGGAUUAAGCCUCCCAAGGGAGUUAUACUCUACGGGGAGCCAGGAACAGGAAAAACUUUGCUUGCCAAGGCUGUCGCUAAUUCAACAUCAGCAACUUUCUUGCGUGUUGUUGGAAGUGAGUUGAUUCAGAAAUACUUGGGUGAUGGCCCAAAACUAGUAAGAGAACUCUUCAGAGUGGCAGAUGACCUUUCUCCUUCAAUAGUCUUCAUUGAUGAAAUUGAUGCAGUUGGCACUAAGAGAUAUGAUGCUCAUUCAGGAGGAGAGCGUGAAAUACAAAGAACCAUGUUAGAAUUGCUGAACCAAUUAGAUGGUUUUGACUCAAGAGGAGAUGUCAAGGUUAUUCUUGCAACAAACCGUAUUGACAGUCUUGAUCCGGCCUUGCUUCGGCCUGGCCGGAUUGAUAGGAAGAUUGAAUUCCCUCUGCCAGAUAUCAAAACAAGGCGACGCAUCUUUCAGAUACAUACAUCCAGAAUGACGUUGGCAGAUGAUGUCAAUCUGGAGGAGUUUGUUAUGACAAAGGAUGAGUUUUCUGGAGCUGAUAUCAAGGCAAUCUGUACUGAAGCUGGCUUGCUUGCUUUAAGAGAGCGCAGAAUGAAAGUAACCCAUGCCGAUUUCAAGAAGGCCAAGGAAAAGGUCAUGUUUAAGAAGAAGGAAGGGGUGCCCGAGGGACUCUACAUGUGAGAAUAACCUUGUCCACUGUAUUCACAGGUAAUCACUGCCCAGACCUGGAAAAAACUUGGAGAGUAUUUCCAAGAAUGGUGUUGGAUGAACUCAUAUACGCAUGAACUGUCAUGCCUCUACCAUUUGAGCUGGAAAGUCACUGUUAUAUUUUGAGUUGCUUUAUAUUUAUUUUGGAUAAUACUGAUGGGAUAUGGAAUAUUUAUCCAAAUCUUUGUGUUUGCAUUCAUGGGAUCUUUUGAAAAUGUGGCAUGAUAAAGUUGUCAAAAGCACCAUUAGCUAUAGUUGGAAAGUUGUGUUUGCAUUCGCUUCUAAAUUGAUUGUCAAAUUGGAUAA
This is a messenger RNA of Phoenix dactylifera (date palm), 1788 nucleotides long. RefSeq names its product 26S proteasome regulatory subunit 4 homolog A. NCBI's taxonomy places the organism in Eukaryota, Viridiplantae, Streptophyta, Magnoliopsida, Arecales, Arecaceae. The record is from RefSeq and is a predicted model, not a curated record. Gene Ontology annotation, molecular function: ATP binding; ATP hydrolysis activity.